This is a messenger RNA of Ylistrum balloti, 1949 nucleotides long. RefSeq names its product histamine H3 receptor-like. Bases 377 to 1399 code for a protein of 340 amino acids. Gene Ontology annotation, molecular function: G protein-coupled acetylcholine receptor activity; G protein-coupled serotonin receptor activity. NCBI's taxonomy places the organism in Eukaryota, Metazoa, Mollusca, Bivalvia, Pectinida, Pectinidae. The transcript has 2 exons. Gene Ontology annotation, biological process: G protein-coupled receptor signaling pathway, coupled to cyclic nucleotide second messenger; chemical synaptic transmission; adenylate cyclase-inhibiting G protein-coupled acetylcholine receptor signaling pathway. Gene Ontology annotation, cellular component: membrane; dendrite; synapse. The record is from RefSeq and is a predicted model, not a curated record.
AUCCUACAUUUACCCCGACCUACUGCCUCAAUAAGCCAUAUCCGGUCUAACACGACAGAGGGAAACAUAGGUCCGGUAGUGCAUAUAAAAUCAUAUACAUUUUGUAAUACAAGGUCGUGAAGAGAGAACGUGAAUAAUUUAUAGUUGAAUUAUUCGAAUUACAAAUAACGAUAUUUUGAGGAUAUUUCAAGUUGCGGAAUAUUUUUAUAUUGAUAUUUCGAAGGACAUUGCUUAUUUUGAAAAGGAUGGAUAUUGCCUGCCUUAUAAUGCGAAUGAAUGGAAAGCAGUUUUAAAUACUAAUUCGUGGAGUUUUCAACGAAUGAGAUAUACAUCAAUGAUCUACCAAUGGAUACAGAAACGUGAGAGUCCCUGAUUCAUGAGCCUAUGUACUUGCAUCAUCAUGAUGGAUUCAGAAUUUCCCAUUUAUGCCCUGGUGCUAGCCGGCUUGGUCAUCGUUAUUGUAAUGUUUAGUGCCAUACUUGGAAAUGCUUUCGUCAUUCUAGCCUUCAUUAGGGACGAGAAGCUGCACACAGUAUACAAUAUUUAUCUUGUUAAUCUAGCCUUGACCGAUUUACUACUUGGUUGUAUCAGUAUGCCUUUAUUCGCAGUAUACACAUUGAAUUCGUACAGAUGGAUUAUGCAUCAAUAUGUGUGCACGCUAUUUAUGACAAUAAAUGAAAUUCUCUGUUGUGAGGUUGUCAUUAUGAUGGUAAUUUUAAGCUGGGAUCGUCUCAAACUCCUGACUCAAAAGUUAGAAUAUAUGCAACAACAGACAAUUCGCAGAGCUACAAUAAAGGUUAUAGUCUCAUGGAUUAUAGCAUUCCUCGUUCAUGGACCUGUACAUUUUGUGUUUCAUUCACCAAAACACGAACACAACAACUUGAAAUGCAGUGCUGUAUACCAUGAACAUAAAAUGUACAGUUCAAUACUGACUGUAUUACAAUUCACUAUUCCUUUCAUUUGUCUUUGUGUUAUCAACUAUUUGAUUUUCAAAAAAGUAAGAACUCGAAUCAAGAGACGAGAAGCUGCUCGGAAUAGAAUGAAUGGUUAUCAUGGAGUUGCCUCUACAAACAAUCUGAAUGCUCUCACAGCAGUUGUGGAUGAAUUGACAAACACAAGAAGCCUCACGAAAGCAUCUGGAGUAAAACGAGCAUUAAGGACUGCUAAAAACCUUGCGUUGCUUGUUUUCAUUUUCUUCAUUACAUGGGCACCAUACUCUAUCACGUACUUUGUCGAUACCGUUUGUACGACAUGCGUGAAUGAACAUGUAACCACGGUAAUGCUGUGGGUUCUAUGGUCUAAAUCAGCUAUGAAUCCAUUUCUUUAUAAUUACAUGUCGCCAGGAUUUAAAGAAAACUUCAAAGCAAUGAUAAAGUGCCAGUGCAAAAGACAACAAUAAAUCAAUUGUAUUUUGUUUUGAUAAUGAUCAAUCAACUUCUUACAUACAUAUAUAGUUUUAAUCGAAUAGACUCGCUUAGAUCCAAGAAGAGGAUGUAUCAUGAGAAACAGAACGUUUAUGUUCAUUACCAGUGUAAAAUGUGUGAAUACGAAAUACCUUUUUCAAGAAGGCCUUGCCUUCACUCGAUUGAUUUCAUUGUUACAUCCGGUAUAGCAUGCAAGAAAAAUAUCUUGAAGCAUCAAUAUCUUAAACAUAUCCGGAUAUAAGUUACUUAAAACAAACACGCAAAUAGCAGAAACGAUUUAUCAUUUCUUCUGCUUGGUUUUGUUCAUCAUGGCAAAGCUACACAAUUAAAAUCGUUCGCAGAAAAAAUGGGUUUUUUUUCAUUAUUUGUAUUUUGUCUUCAUUCUUAUGCUUAUUUAUUAAAACUUCGCCUCUUAUUGUAGAUUCCAAAAAUCUUUAAUAUUUGAAUAGAAUGCGGGUGUGGUGUGUUUUGUUGUGUUGUUUGUACUUGAUCGGUUUGAAAUAAAUAUUUUCGAUUGUGAAUUUA